AUAAUUGCGAUUUGCUCCUUCAUGCCUGCAUACAACAAUCGAAUAGUAACACAGUAUGCGGAACUUCGAUUCCACGAAUAACAAGACUCUGCCAUGUCACCCCGCCGCUGCAAGGCAUGAGUCGUCCGCUUUCGUCUCAAUCUCCAUCCCUGCUACUGCCCCUCCAAUCCCUUCCACGAGGAUACUCGUGAAGUAUCACUUCGAGCGGGCCAAAGGCUCCUCCACGAUGGAUACACCGACUUCUUGACAAAUGGCAGAUCACAGAAGACCUGCUGCGCUACAGGAAUGGGUCUCCCAUUCCUUCUCUUUGCUCCACAAUGGCGGAGUUUCUUCUUAAGAAACCACCCCGCCGUGUUCUCCUGCUCUGCUUGCUAACUUUCAGUACUACUAAUAUCCUCAUCUCAGUCUCCCUGAGUCUGCAAGUCUGUCAAUCUACAGCCACAUAGCCACCAAAAUUCAGCCAUGGACGGCGCCUUGAUCGACGGAGAUUUCAAACACCACAACACCACUGCCCCGCCAUCAGAUCGAGUUCUCCCACUCUUCUCUCUCAAAGGGCGCACCGCAAUCGUCACAGGUGCUGGAGCAGGAAUUGGACUGGGUGUAGCACAAGCCCUUGCUGAAGCGGGUGCCAACGUUGCUAUCUGGUACAACAGUAGCAAGAAAGCCGUGGCAGAGGCAGAAUCCAUCGAGAAGACCUAUGGCGUGAAGUGCAAAGCAUACCAGGUCAACGUGACCUCGAUCGAAUCGGUGACCACUGCAAUCGAAGCGAACAUCCGCGAGUUCAACGGCCGCCUUGAUGUCUUCAUUGCAAAUUCAGGCAUACCAUGGACUCAAGGGGCAGCCAUUCUUGGCGAGAUGGACCAUUAUCACAAAGUUGUGACCACCGACUUGGAUGGGACAUUCUACUGUGCCAGGGUUGCAGGAACACAUUGGAGAAGACAGAAAAAGGAGCAGACAACUAUUCAUGGAAAGCCACUCGACCCACCAUUUAGAGAGGGAAGUUUUGUUGCAACUGCAAGCAUGAGUGGGCAUAUUGUGAAUAUCCCUCAAUUGCAGGCAACAUACAACGCUGCCAAGGCUGGAGUGAUUCACCUCUGCAGAUCUCUUGCAGUCGAAUGGGUUGGAUUUGCACGUUGCAAUACCAUAUCUCCAGGUUACAUUUCAACAGAGAUCUCGAACUUCGUUCCUGCAGAGACCAAGAAGAUAUGGAAGGACAAAAUUCCAAUGGGGAGAGAAGGCGAGGUCGGCGAAUUGAAAGGUGCAUUCUUGUAUUUAGCAAGUGAUGCUGCAAGCUAUACAACAGGAACCGAUAUCAAAGUUGAUGGAGGUUACUGUUUGCCAUAGGAGAUCAGAUAGAUGAAAAGAAU
Molecule: messenger RNA, 1367 nt
Organism: Mollisia scopiformis
Lineage: Eukaryota; Fungi; Ascomycota; Leotiomycetes; Helotiales; Mollisiaceae
Product: NAD(P)-binding protein
Exons: 3
Coding region: 463-1344 (293 amino acids)
Cellular component (GO): intracellular anatomical structure
Molecular function (GO): oxidoreductase activity, acting on NAD(P)H, oxygen as acceptor
Source: RefSeq, a predicted model, not a curated record